This is a messenger RNA of Racocetra persica, 182 nucleotides long. Lineage: Eukaryota; Fungi; Glomeromycota; Glomeromycetes; Diversisporales; Gigasporaceae. The record is from the annotation of a GenBank genome assembly.
AUGAAAUAGUUAGAAAAAAUGAUAAUGAGGGAUUGUCUGCAAUUCUUGAAAAUGAAAUAGCAAAUAAUUGUAAUAUUCUAUUUAUGGCCAUUGAGAAUAAAGGGUCAACAGAAAAGAUAAAUGAAACUUAUCGCUAUAUAUUGCAUCUUUAUGGUCAUCUUAUUAAUGAUCAAAAAGCGCUA